Molecule: messenger RNA, 2202 nt
Organism: Trypanosoma cruzi
Lineage: Eukaryota; Euglenozoa; Kinetoplastea; Trypanosomatida; Trypanosomatidae
Exons: 1
Coding region: 1-2202 (733 amino acids)
Biological process (GO): pseudouridine synthesis
Molecular function (GO): pseudouridine synthase activity; RNA binding
Source: RefSeq, a predicted model, not a curated record
AUGCACCAGGUUCGUGGGCUUGUUCAGCGGUCAUCUGCUGCUACACUCCGUUUGUUGGAGAAAAAUGUGACGCCACACGAUGUGAGAACUUGCUUCAUAGAUACGGUCUUUGUAGAUGGCUUCGGGGCGGCUUCUGCUGUUCAGCUUCUGCACCCCGUUGCACUGCAGCAGCUGUUGGCGGAGCUUCCAAAAUCCGAGGCCCUGGUUUGUGUACAGGAGGCAAGGAAGGUUGUGUUGGCAUCCAAAAACGAUAUUGCGCCCAUUGGCACGUGGUUAAAAAACUCAAACCACUUGCUUUGUGUCAAGGAUACAACGCAGCACACGGUCACAGAGCUGCGCUGUCGUCAGUCUCGGUUUCUAGCAAAGACGGAGGGACGGCUGAUGGCGCACGAUUUUAGCCUUGUGGAGGCAUUUGCACAUCGACUCUUAACAAGGGAGAUCCCACAGCAGGAGGAAAAGGAGUUGUUUUUACCUGAUGAAGUGGCGAUGUACCGUGGCGUCGUGGAGGAAUUAGUUCGACUAAACCCACAAGCCGCGCUCGCGUUGGCGAUGAACACAAAACUGCCCUCACUUGGCAGCGGCGCGAGUGCGGCGUUGGCGGCGUUGGUGAAUCUCGAUGUGCCGGCGGCGACGCUUUUCUUUCUGGAGAGCUUUUCCGCCAAAGACGAGAUGUCCGCAGCGUCCGAGACAUGUGCGACACAAGUUGCGGUUUGUUUACGCAACAAGUUAUGGGAGCUGCGGGAAGUGAGUGCGGACGACCCAAAACGGGCGGCUUUGCGCGAGUCGCUUGCGACAGCCUGCCGCUUUAAUGUUGAUCCUGGCGUUGUGUUUCCCACGGACGCGGGGGCUAUUCAGCGCUGGGGCUCACAGUUCCUUCACGAGGAAAUGUGGCCGAUGGAGCGUGGUCGCGUCAUCUCCGACAUUGUGCGGCGUAAGCGGUUGAUGCCACGGCGGGUCUCUCUUGACUGCCUCAGUAAUUGGUGCCUGACGGACCUCGAGCGGAAGUGGGUUUCCGCCAUGCUGGAGGGUGGCCAAGGCACGAAUAUGAUCGGUGGCUCCGACACGGCCGUGUAUCGCUCCGCGCUUUCAUGUGUUCUGAAAGACCCGAAGCGAUGCCUUGUGGACAGCCGGCUGUUGCGGCAGUACGCGCUGCUGCUAAAAAGGGGUGAAUUGGAGCCGUCGCACUCGAGUUUCCCGCACUUUAUCGAGGAGUGUGGCGAAUGCCACGGGAAUGAUGAGCGGCCGGAGGAGUUAAACUUCUUAAUGCCACCACAAUCAUCGCCAUCGCAGUCAUCAUCGUUAGAAUCACAGACUCUCAUGGAUGCGUUGGUGGCACUCGCACCGCAAUGUAGUUAUUGGCGCACGCUACUUGCAGAAAAACAGGAGGGAGUUGAGGCAUUUGUCGCGCCGCAAGGACAUAUUCAUGUGACGGUAAAACUUCCUCGUGUGCAUGAGUGUGUGGAGGCGGCUAUGCAAGCGGCGAGGUCCUCUCCAACUUCUUCUUUUUCCUUUGCAUCGUGCCUGCCUGUUAUUUUUGAGGACAAUGACAUUUUGGUUCUUAACAAGCCACCGCACCUGGCAUCAUCCCGCCACGCACUCAGUUGUACUCAAAUGAAUGACAAAACAGCCACCGACGUGGUCUCUUUGAUCCUCGCCUCUACGAAGAACGGGGAGACAACGCGUGGCGUAUUUCGUCAGGGCCAAGUUCACCGACUCGACGCAGAGACAAGUGGAUGUCUCGUUAUGGCAAAGACCGACUGCGCUGCGGACUCACUACGCCACCAGAUGGGCACAAGCGCCGCGUAUUCCCAGUGCAACAAGGUGUAUCUCGCGUUAUGUGCGGUGAUGGAGCCUGACCUCCGGCGGAUCCCGCUGCGUGGGGUCCUACGAGAUCCAAUGGACCCUAAGAUCUACACCAAAUAUCGCGUCAUACGGUUCUUCCGGAAGGCCCGUGUUGCCCUUUUGGAAUGCAGAAUUCAACAAGGCAAGAAACAUCAGAUAAGACGCCAUUUGGCGGCUGCCGGGCUUCCGAUACUACAGGACGUUGAGCAUGGGGGUGCCGCCUGCACCACACCACUCAUUGACCGAGUGGCCCUUCACGCCGCUGCACUCACUCUUGUGCACCCUCGAACUGCUGAAGUUGUCACAUUUGUUGCGCCUUUGGCAAUGGAUUUCGCAGAGACUAUUCGUCAACUUCAGUGA